Messenger RNA from Ostrea edulis (European flat oyster), 2096 nucleotides. RefSeq lists its product as uncharacterized. The record is from RefSeq and is a predicted model, not a curated record. Lineage: Eukaryota; Metazoa; Mollusca; Bivalvia; Ostreida; Ostreidae. The transcript is spliced from 3 exons. The coding region runs from base 1408 to 1926 and encodes 172 amino acids.
UUUUUUUUUUUUUUUUUUUUUUUUAGCAAAUAAUGUGUACGCAGUUGCGUACUUGCGUAUAGGCAGCUACGCGCCUGCAUACAGAGAAAGAUGUUUUACAACAGUGAAUUGCGUACAUAUAUUGACAACGAGAAAACAACAUGUGUAUCAAACAACAUGUGUAUCUUAAUGUACACGUUGACUUUCUAUUCCAUAGAAGGCUGAAAACAGUGCUGCGAUGUAAAUUUAGAGAGAGAAAAAAAAUAGUUCCGACAUAUGGUUGUCAAGGGGGUGUAACUUGCGUUCCUCAAUUGGAAUUUGACCAAUCAGAGACAAGGAUACAAUAAGAAUUAAAAUAUUUGAAUAUAACAAGAACAAAAUGGUCCUAAGGAACUCCAGAAUUUGUAGUUCUAGAGGAAGAAGUAAAUCCAUCUACGACAACUUUAUGAGAUUAAAUUUUUGUUCCUAAAUUCAUUUGUACGCAACAAUUCAAAACACUCGUAUAAAAACUACUUCCUCUAUGUAAUAUUAUUUUUAUCACGAGUAUAUAGUCUUGCCUAGAUGGUCGAGCGGUCUAGGGGAUGGUCUAGGGCGCUGGUUACAUGCUGCUAGGAGAUUCGGUUCCGCAGGUCUUCAACCACGAGUAGGGGGCGAAAGUGGGUAUCCAAAUAAAGUGAAAUUUUCUGCAUGUGCUUUAUAUUAAAUAUUUCUUCACUUAAGGCAGCUAUGAUCAUUUAAGAGUUCAUUGCUAUUUCUGCACAUGUGCUUUGGGAAUAGUAUUUUGAAAACACACACACAGUUAUCUCCACUGCUCAUUUGACAUUAAUUGCCCGAGCUGUGUAAGGAAUUAAUGUUACACAUACAUGUAGCACUACAUACGCCCGCUCAUUAUUACAUUACACAUCGUGUUGUUUAGUGUCGGCCAGCAGACCGGUAGACGCCCUUAUCGGAAAUUCCCGUGAUAUUUAAAUCCGUGAUGUUCGACCACCGUUUGACACCUUUCUGACAUUUAAUGGAAUUGCCCAUGUGCAUCUCUCUCUCCCUCUCUCUCUCUUUCUCUCUCCCUCUCUGUAUAAUACUGGAAUAUGAUCGAUCAAUUAGCUGUUCAAACAUCUACAACACAACAUGUUACUUGAAUCAAUGGCGAUGCAUUCACAUAUAUAACGUAUGUUUCAAGGAAACACACGUGCAUGCAAUUUUCUUUUGCAUGACCCGGGAUUACAUACAUGUUUUGUAUUAUCUUGUCAAUACAUGCAUGUGGCAUUUGUCAUCAAUGAUAUAAAAACAGAAUGGGAUAUUCCCAGUGAUUACUCCGCGGUGUCAGAACCGUGAUUUUAUCUCUAACCACGGAAGAAGUGCGCUUGUUAAUCACCCACACCCACGCCACACUUUAUCCUCGCUCACUGCAUUAUUGGCAGCGUACGGACAAUGGCAGGAUUCGGAAACGCCCCAGCGGCGACUAAAGUCGCAACUUUGCUAAUCGGAGUAGGAUUUCUGCUCUUCGUAGUGGGAUUUGGUGCUCCAUAUUGGGAAAAAUUUUUAUUUGGGGGACAUGGUGGAUUAUGGCAGAGAUGUGGUAUUGUGCUUGGACUCGGGGAAUGUACUUACUACACAGAUCUGGACCAAGUGGGGAAGGACACGUAUCUCCCAGAUUGGUUUGAGUCCGUGAGGGUGUUCGAAGCGAUCGGUCUGGUAGCCGCGCUUGUUGGCCUUCUAUUCCUCGUUCUGUACACGUGUGUUUCGAAGACUGCUGGAAAUAAGAUUGUCGCCCUUCUCACCGCCAUACUUACUUUGGGAACAGGUGGUGUUAUCUUACUGGGCGUCAUCAUUUUUGGAUCAAACAAAGACAUAGACUUUUUAGAUUGGGCCUUUGCACUCGUCACUGUUGGUGGUUGUCUUUACGUCAUUUCCGGAAUAUUGCUCUUUGUUAGCAUGUGCUCCAAAUAACGGACGAUACAUUUGUACAUUUUACUUGCUUAUUUUCGUAUUUUCCUUUUUUUACAUUGGGUGUAUAUAAUCACUGGUGGCGCUUUAUUGUAUGUAGCAAUUACUUAAGCACCAUUAUUUUUCAAAGAUUUUGUAUAAUACUUUUGUACUUAAAUAUAUUGAGGACUUGA